UAAGUCAACUAUCUGAGGUCUGAGUCACUUGACUACGGAGAUCUAUUCAUGCCUCAGCUUUGAUUUUGAGCACAGAAAAAAUACUUUUACAAACAAUUAAAUGUUAUCGAGGCAUUAUUAUCAAGCGAGUAUAGGCAGAUGAACUAAACCAGUCAGACAGAAUUUACUUAGAAACACCUUGCUAAAGCCUCAUUCUCUUGUUUUCAGUUCGACACUGUGCCUGACACAACAGGCUUCUCAAACAGUGUAACACUCAAGGGCUUCACCAUGAAGAUUGAGGAAGUGCUGGAAGCUAAAUGUGAGCCCAUUGAUGAGGUCCCACCACAGGGCGAGCUGGGGAUCCUCAGUGUAAACUCUCUGAGACGCAGCGUCAGCCAGGUGAUGGACGGGAAGUCCCUCACAGGAGACGAGGAAACGUGGGACCCAGACAUUUCAGGCCAUGACAGUGGGAUGUUUAUGGACGAUGAGGAAUUCGUUGACACUGUCAAAGGUUUCAGCACAGUGAGGAAGGAGCACACCAUGUUCACUGACACCAACCUGUGACCUGAGGGUGACCUUUGAACCUGACAGGGCGCUGGCUUUGGAUGUUUAACAUUUUGACAAGCAAGGUCACUUACUCACUAAAAUCCUGACCAGUUGAAGUACCAGUGUCGCUGGUAACGACACUGUGAAAACAAAGGAAACGUGCCUACUGACAAGAUCACGGGAGAAACUGUGGCAACUGGGAGGAAAAAGGAAGUGAGGAUGUGACAGUCCUGUUGUUAAACUGGCAAGAUCUAUUACUUUUGAAAGGGAAGCAGGAAGCACCUGUUAGUGCUGAGAACUGAGGAUACAAACUCAGAGCACACACUGAGAAAAAGACAAAAGAAACCAAAGAUAACGUCUGAUGAUGCAACAGAAUGUAGUUGUCUAUUUUUCAUUCUAUAGAGAGAGUAUACCUUUAUUUGGUAAUUUUGUAAGAGGCAUAUUUAUAAUUUUUUUUUUUUUAUUUUACAGACAUAAAUUUCCAUCCAGCUCUGCAUGACUGGAAACUUUUGUCAUCUUGAAAUGUCUUUGGAUGUUUUUUGGUGAUGCAAUAAAUCUGUCUGUCUGGUGAAUCUGAGGAAACUUUAAUCUGUCUAGUGGAUGCAGCUUUUAGAAUUUUACAGGUUCUCCUCGGGCAGUCCAGUUGCCAUGACAAAAUGUGGGCAUUGUACAUUUCUGAAAAACCUCCAAUAUAUGUUACAUUUGCACAUACAUAUGUAUGGUAUCAGGGUUUCUGAAGUGAUGUAGUAUAUGAGCUGACUUUGUCAUCCGGAGAUGGAAGGGAUGGUGUAUGGUGAGUCUCCUAGGUGAGACUUGCACAUGCAGCUCUUUCGCCCCUCUUCAGUGGCUCCCUGUGGCUUUGACAAUAAUGUACAUAGAAAUUAAUAACAGCUAUCUUCUAAAAUCUUACACAACUAUAUGUGCAUCAUAUGGCCAAUCGCCUUUUCCUUUAAAUAUUGCCGAACCUCAACAGCGAUGGCUUGUCUUGGAUCUCCCUCGCUUAGCUAGCUAUGGAUUCCAGAUCCAAAAAUGGCUUGGAGGACAACAGAGAAUUAAACAGUGCAUGGAUGUAUUUGUUUGCUUUUACCACCAACCCUGCAAAGUUAAAGUACCAAACAAUCAUAAAUACCCCACUAUUUGUGGUAAAACAUAUAUUUUAAUUGCUCAUUUAGACUCACUGUUACCUUGAUUAUAAGGCUAAAAUAUGUUUUGUGGCUCCAGGCAGAUUAUUUAAGAGCUUUUUUGACCCCAAAUUGUUUUUUUUAUAUUAAAAGGUUUCUGACCCCUGACCUAACCACAUGUUAACCACAGCAUUACUGAAACAUGAAAUUUCAACAUAUCCGCUAUGGAAUAGUGUGCAAAUGCAACAUAUCUGUAGUUUGCAGAAAAAAACAAUGCCAGCAUUUUUUGGGGGGCCUCUGGGUUGCUUUAAGUAUGUGAAAUUUUGUUGUAGGAGGUAAAAAACAAAAACCUUUAAAACUAAUGUUUUUGUUUUUUUUAUAGCUUAUUUAUAAUCAUUAUAAGUGUACCUGUUUCAGCAUCACCAAUGUCACUGUUUACUGAAAAACACACAUCUCCAAAGUAUCCCUUUAUUGCCUGGAAAAAAAAAAGUUUUCUACGAUAAACCAUGAGAAAACCCGUAAUGUUAUUUAAAAUUGUCGCAAAGCUAAAAACAGGCUGUCUCAGCUCAGGAAAAGCUUGUGUUUAGGAGAUACGUAGUUUUAACAGGAAAGCAUAUUUGUGGGUACAGACUGGAUCUAAUAAAAUUGUGAUAAAAUUGUGGGUUACACAAUUCACACACACAAGCACACACCCGUUCAGUCAAAGAGGCCUUUGAAGAAGUGAAGGCCGACCAAAAUGUCCUCACU
Molecule: messenger RNA, 2393 nt
Organism: Epinephelus fuscoguttatus (brown-marbled grouper)
Lineage: Eukaryota; Metazoa; Chordata; Actinopteri; Perciformes; Serranidae
Product: usherin-like
Exons: 3
Coding region: 268-543 (91 amino acids)
Source: RefSeq, a predicted model, not a curated record